This is a messenger RNA of Aegilops tauschii subsp. strangulata, 2060 nucleotides long. Its product is annotated as 1-acyl-sn-glycerol-3-phosphate acyltransferase BAT2, chloroplastic. Gene Ontology annotation, biological process: phosphatidic acid biosynthetic process. NCBI's taxonomy places the organism in Eukaryota, Viridiplantae, Streptophyta, Magnoliopsida, Poales, Poaceae. Gene Ontology annotation, molecular function: 1-acylglycerol-3-phosphate O-acyltransferase activity. The record is from RefSeq and is a predicted model, not a curated record.
AAACUUGGCAAACACCGCCGAAACAAACCACCGCCGGCAGCCGCCGGCCACCGUUUUGCCCGAGUCUAGCCCCGUCCGCGCGCGCAUGCGCGUCCAGUCAGCGCGCGCUCGCCCGCUUCCACCCUCACGAUUUUAUCCACUCUCACCAGUCACCAACGGAGCUUCGCCCAGCGCCAUCCCCCCCGCCCCGCCUCCGGAUUCUCUCGCCCCAGGCCGAACAACCCCACGUUCGCCACGUGCGCGCGCGCCACCGCCUCGCCGCCCCAGCCAAUGAUCUAGAGCCUCGCGGAUCUGACGCGGCACCCGCGCCCCGCCUCCGCGGUCCGGUCACCGUCUCGCUUGCCGCCUGUUCGUGCUGCUCUCGCCGGCAUAGGGGGACGCGUGCGGCGAGCUCGUCCAUGGGGACGCUCGUCUGGCUGAGGCCGACCGCGGCCCCGGCCGUCCCCGCCGGUCCCUCCGCCGCGCACGUGGUGGCUGGCGGUGGUAUAAAUGCCCGGCCUCGGCGUGUGUCCAUGGCGUCCCGCUGCCCGAACCCGCGGGUGCUCCAGGCGGGGAGGUGCCGAUGGCUGGUUGCGAGGUCGGGUGUCACGGCCGCUGCGGCGGCCGCCGAUGACCCUGAGGAUUCGUCGGGGCUUUCAGAUCUGCAAGUGGCUUCAAGGAUCAGAGGGGUCUUCUUCUAUGCAGUGACUGCUGUUGCGGCGAUCUUUUUGUUUAUAGCUAUGGUUGUGGUUCAUCCACUUGUGCUCUUGUUUGACCGCCACCGUAGGAGGGCUCAGCACUAUAUUGCAAAGAUUUGGGCUACUCUGACAGUUUCCAUGUUCUACAAGCUUGAAGUCGAGGGAAUGGAGAAUCUACCUCCCAAUAGUAGCCCUGCUGUCUUUGUUGCUAACCAUCAGAGCUUCUUGGAUAUCUAUACCCUUCUAACUCUAGGAAGGUGCUUCAAAUUUAUAAGCAAGACCAGUAUCUUUAUGCUUCCAAUUAUUGGUUGGGCAAUGUAUCUCUUAGGUGUCAUUCCUUUACGGCGUAUGGACAGCAGGAGCCAGCUGGACUGUCUUAAACGGUGUGUGGAUUUGGUGAAAAAGGGGGCGUCUGUAUUUUUCUUUCCAGAGGGAACUCGAAGUAAAGAUGGAAAGCUAGGUAUAUUCAAGCGAGGAGCAUUUAGUGUCGCAGCGAAGACUGGCGUUCCUGUCAUACCUAUUACCCUUCUUGGGACAGGGAAACUGAUGCCUCCUGGAAUGGAAAGCAACCUUAAUUCAGGUUCAGUAAAAGUCAUUAUUCACCGUCCAAUUGAAGGGAAUGAUGCAGAGAAAUUAUGUACCGACGCAAGGAAUGUGAUAGCAGACACUCUUCUUCUACAUGGUUAUGGAGUGCACUAGUGGAAGUGGGUGGUUUUUCCUAUUCAAUGGAUCAUGGAACCUAGUUUGCCGAAACGUGUCGACUCAAGGCAAAGAUAGUUUACAGGUACACGUUACUGACUAGUUCGAUAUUUUGAGAAUCAGUAGGAAAUGCUAUUUGCUUCUUAAGAAGAACAGCUUUUUGAAAUGAAAGAGUUUCCACGGGCGUCGUAUAUCAUUUGUUCAAAUAAGGUUCAUGUAGCAUAAUGGUAUGACUGCGCAAAACGUAUCUUCAGUUUAAACUUCAAGAAAAAGGACACCUUCAGUUUGAAUAUGUGCCCCACAUUUAGAGGUUUGAGAUUGUUAUCUCCACCACAUGGAGGUGUGAGACGAGUGUCCUAAUAAGAGACUGAAUAUAACACAGAUGUAUUUGGUGGCGGAAAUACUUAAUGAAGACAGGGGCUGGAGGAAGAAUAAGAAUGACUUGUGCUUGUUAGUUGCUGUGUGUGACUUGCAAAAUAGGCUUUGAUGUAGUUUAUCUUUCACAAAUUGUAGUUUGCAUUAUUUGCCUUGUUCUAUAGUAUUUAACAUGAAAAGAUGUUAUGUGUCAAAGAAUUCAUCUGGAUUUAGAUGAUCUUGCCAUAUUCUACAUACUGGGAAGAUAAGAAUUUUUUUUGUGGGUGAGAAGAUAAUAAAGUUGGCACGUGAUUUCCUUUUGGGACUUGA